AAACUCCGCUUCGAUUCGACAUUUUCCAAAAUUGACAUUUUUAACUCGUGCUUGUGUAUUAAAUUAAUUUAUUUACCAAAUACAAAAAUGUUUAAAAAAAUCUUAAUAAAUUAAAUAAAAACCACUUUUAACAUAUUAUAAAAUGGAUUCACAAGACUUAAGUGAACAUUUAUCAGAAGACAUUUUAUCUCGCUUCGAAAACGGAUCUGACUUGGAUGGAAUUAUUUCCGGUGAAAUAUUUCAACAGGACAAUCUCUUUAUGGGCGAUCACGAUGAAGAAAACGAACCCGAUGAUAUUAUCAUUUUGCAUAUGGAUAUUCGGGAACCACUUAGUUCAUUAAAAACACUCUUGGAACAAAAAAUUGGUGUUGAGCUGAAAAAGUACAGCUUUUGGCUUCAAGAUGCACAAAUUCUUGAACCUCAUAAAAAUCUCGUCGACCAGUGCGUUAAAGGUGAAGGUCUGGUUCAGAUUAACGUACAAAUCCAGACAAUCAAUCAGCGUAUCAACAUUGUUGAUGUUCUCAAGCCAACGGAUGCUGCUUUAGAAACCCUUGGAAAUCAGGCUAAUUUGUCUGCGAAAAAUGCUAAAGUCGAGCAACAUGAAGACAGUGAUUCUGGUGAUGAGGCAACGGAAGAACAGGAAUCCACAAAUGAACAAAAACAAAAGCCAUGCCUCAAUUGGGCGCUGGACACAAAGUUCAAAAAAGAACAAACUCGAUUGAAAAUUCCCGAAGAUCCCACUGACUGGACUGUGCCACAUGUAAAACACUGGCUCCAAUGGGCAGUGCGGCAGUUCAAUUUGACUGACAUCAGUAGAGUCGACUGGAAUAUAACUGGGGAACAGCUUUGUUCAUUAACACACGAAGAAUUUCGUAAAAAGGUUCCCAACGAUCAGGGAAAUGUCUUCUGGACUCAUCUGCAGCUCCUGAAGGAAUGUAAAUUUGUAUCUGUAGUUGUGUCCGUUGUGCCAAAAGCCGAGCGAGAAGAAUACUCAGAUAGUAAUAGUUCGCCGGCACACCGAGAGCAGAAAAUCAUGCGAAAAACUCCAAGUUACAACAACAAGAGCAUUUGUGUGGUAAACGGUCAAGGUGGAUCAGGUAACAAUGGCCAAAUGCAGCUUUGGCAGUUUUUAUUGGAAAUCCUAACCGACUGCGAGCACACAGGUAUCAUCCAAUGGGUUGGCACGGAGGGUGAAUUUAAACUCUUGGAUCCAGAGCGUGUUGCCCGUCUCUGGGGUGUAAAGAAAAACAAACCAGCGAUGAAUUAUGAAAAGCUGUCACGUGCCCUGAGAUACUAUUAUGAUGGCGAUAUGAUAUCAAAAGUUUCUGGAAAGAGAUUUGCCUACAAGUUCGAUUGUGACUUGAAAAUGUUGAUUGGCUAUGAUGCUGAAGAGCUCUCAAAAUUGGUUAACGAGAGAAAAUACGUUGAUGAAUUUUUAACAACCAAUGACAAAACUGAUGACGCACAAUCUGAGGACGAUGAUUAUGAUGACGAUUGACAGGUGUUAAGUUUGAAUUAUGAUUAAAUCAUACAGAAAAUACAAAAAAUAUUAUGUUAAAUUUCACUUUAUAUUCACAACUUUUAUAUUUGCCCAUUUUAUUUGCCUUAAGACAAAACCACAAAAAAUCCGUAUAUUAUGCUUGAAUAGAGAUUAAGGUUAAACAAAAUGUUCAAAUGAAAUAAGAAAUCGAAAACUAUUUUCUACGAAU
Molecule: messenger RNA, 1709 nt
Organism: Episyrphus balteatus (marmalade hoverfly)
Lineage: Eukaryota; Metazoa; Arthropoda; Insecta; Diptera; Syrphidae
Gene: Ets97D
Product: DNA-binding protein Ets97D
Exons: 7
Coding region: 143-1498 (451 amino acids)
Biological process (GO): regulation of transcription by RNA polymerase II; cell differentiation
Cellular component (GO): nucleus
Molecular function (GO): sequence-specific DNA binding; DNA-binding transcription factor activity, RNA polymerase II-specific
Source: RefSeq, a predicted model, not a curated record